UCUUGUAUAUCCGCAGACUCCAAUCAAUAACAGCAAAUGAAGCUGUGCGACGCACCGGUCCAAACGAUGCAUCCGAUGAUAGCCCUGUACCAUCUGAAGACGCCUGACUCCACGCGCAUGCCGGCGCGUUUAUAGCAGCACGAGUCCCACUGAAUCGUGGACGAGAGCAGGAGAAGUGAACGAGAAAAGCGUAAGGCCUUUGUACAAGCGCUGGGCCUCGCACGCGCUAAAUCGCAGAGAUGCAACCUGGCAGCGGAGCUCAGGCUAAACGGGGUGGAGCCAGGCGGAGAGGACCGGCAGGGGGCCGGCCCGUCGACCCAAGCCGGGCCGGGCACUGGAGCCCAGGGGAGACGCCGGAGGGGAUGGCCACUGCCAGAAGCAGAGAAGCUGCAUACUCACAUGCAUACACCCUACAGAAGAAGAGACGGAACGCCACAAGCAGAAACCUGUGGCGCUCCGCGCGGAUGUCCUGGAUCCGCGCUGGGCCCCCCUCCCUGGCGCGCGGAGCGCGCCAGGGGCGGCGCUGGAGGCGCCGCCGUGGGGGGCCGAAGAAAUCCGCGCGGAGCGCCAAAAGUUUGUUUGUGUUGCCUUUUUUCUUCUUCGAAAAUACUUUGUCUCUGCACUGCUCUUGCCGUUCGGACUGUGCCGCGUCCAGCGCCUCCAGCCCAGGACUCGAGCUCGAGAGGAGGAGGAGGCGGCGGAGGGAGGAGGAGGGCGAGGAGGGGAGGGGGUCGCGAGAGAAAUGGCGAGGGCGAAGCCUGCGCAGGCUGCCUGCCAGCCCACGCAGCCCAGGCUCGUCGGACAACGAAGACCACCGCGCGGCGCGGAGCUCGGGCUCCUCGACGCCUCUGCAGCGCAGGCAGCGGCGGGAGCCCGGUCGCAGGUCCGACGGCCCCGCCGCGCUCGCCGAGCGGGACGGGGGCCCCGGCACCGGCCCAGCGGCCCCCGAGGCCGGGGCCCCCUUGACGACAGGCAGGCUGGCCCUGCACCGAGUCGGAAAAUCUGAUCGCCACGAGGAGUCGACGUGAGCUCAGGGGGCAACGAGGCGGGGGGGGAGGCCGCCAAUGAACAACCCAGGGGCCUCGAAGGGCCACACAAGAGACAUCCGUCGCGACAUGCUCCAGCGGCGGUGUUCUACGCAGUUUCCCCAAGACGGCGGCGGGACAUGCCCGGCAGCGCACUCGGAAAGGGGCCGCAGGCGCACGCCAGGCCCGGACUCGGAGCGCUGGAGCGGCCACUACGCUCGCAGCAAGCCCGCGGUGGCUGACUGAUCGCAUGUGCAGACGUGCCAGCGCACGACUCGAUGCGACUGCAGCUCACGGGCACUAGCCGACUGCGCUGUGGCAGUGCGGACACGCGUCGAGGGUCGCAUGUUAUGCGAUCCUCCUAUUGUGCAUGCAGGUGCUGCAGAUGCGCAUGCGACAUUCCUGGCACUCAUAGGCGUACGCUGUUAUAGGAUUUGAGCAGUUGUCGCAGGUCCGCAAACCACUCUUAGUCCGAGCCUUCUGAAACUCUCUGUAAACGAAGCUCUGCUUACUGCGGUGGUUACAUUCGUUACCAACACGGUUGUCGUGCUCUAGCUGCAGGCGCACGUCCAGCCUCUCUUGACGUCUCAGAGGGCGGCCCAGCUGUUCUUCGCGAUUAUUCUGCCUGCGCUCUUCCUCUAGUAACAAGUUCUGUUCAUCCCACAGUGGGCAAUCACAAGUCUUGGUGUUGUUCGACCAGUCGGCGAGACACGCGUAGCAGAAUUCGCAACCACAGCGGCAUGUAAUAUGGUUGCACCCGAGUCUCAAGCUGACGAAGUACGCACAGCCAGGGCAUCGCUUCCAUCCAUGCUGUGCCGCGGUUUCCUCGAAAACAACGUCCUCUGGUGAUGCAGGUUGAUCUGAGCAAGACGCUCCAGGAUGCCAGCCUGACUUGCAUUUACUGCACAAGGCCUCAGAGCACCUUGGGCACGAGAUCUCGGUGGCCCUCUCCAACGACAUCAGGUUGUCCAGGUCGAUGAAGCAGGAACAGGAUGGGCAGUACAUCUUGUGAGCUGCCAGUUUCUCCUGAACGAGGCGCAGGUACUGUUCGAACUCGCUGGUGUCCAGCACCUUCUGCACGAUAUCGGCGGGCACGCGAACUCCACAGCAUGACACUGGUAGGAGGGAUACGUCACGCAGUCCAGAACAACAAAGUUGCCUGAAGCAUUCAGGACACAUCGUAUGCUGCCGGCAAGGAAGUGCGACCAUGAACUCCAGAGGGAAAUUGCCGAGGCACGCGAGACAGCCGCACAUUUCCACAUCCUCCAAUGGGGGGAGUUCGGUGUCAUCCUGUAUUGUGUCUGGCUGCUCUCCGUACUCUUCAAUGCUGACAGGUUUUGAAUCGACGCUGCGGCGGUCCACCACCUCGCACCCCCCAGCGUCUAGUCCCUGUGCUGCUUCGGUUGCAUCUGUGCAUUCAGUCUCCGCAGAUAUCCCCGGCACGGUGACCUCAGGCAAUAGCGAUUCGCGUGGCUCUCCUGGAGGCCCUGUAGCCACUUGUUCAUCCUGGUCGCUGCCAUUGAACUUCAAAUCGGUCAAGACGUAUGCGGCGCCAUCCGGAAGCUCGUGCACGCACCUUGCAAAGUUGGCAUCCUCGGCCGCGAGUGCCUCCUCUUGUGCAAAUACAUUGAGCAUGUGCGCAUCCUGGUCAGAUGCGUUCGCCCAAUCCUCACUUAGCUUCAGCGCGAGAAGACGAUCAUUGUCCUCAACACGCCUCUGCUUCAAAAUGCUGUGAUGGAACUCCUGCGCAAAGAAACUAUCCCGGAGGUACCCCUCAAUGUCGUCUGCGAUAAGCCCCGCGACAAUGGUAUCUGCAUCCUCCUGUUGACAACGAAGCGCACACAGCAAAGAGCUGUCGUCUGCAACCUUGCGAAGUCGCUCUGCCAAUUGCCAGAAUUGAUCGAACUGCCCGCCCGCCAUGGUCCUGGCCUCAUCCUCACUAAGCGAGAGUAUGUCUUGACCGCUUAAUUCCUGCCCUGCGAACGAUGGGAAAAAACAUUGCGACUCUAACCAUUCCUGAGUUUGUGCUGCAUCCCAGUCUGCAGGGUGCAUAUGUAGCGCCAUUGCGUCUGAUGCGUUCCCGCGGACAAAGGUGGCUGCGACCUAAAGCCGUAUGCCGAUCCAAGAACGGCCCU
Messenger RNA from Prorocentrum cordatum, 3160 nucleotides. NCBI's taxonomy places the organism in Eukaryota, Dinophyceae, Prorocentrales, Prorocentraceae. The record is from the annotation of a GenBank genome assembly.